Penicillium brevicompactum is the source of this 459-nucleotide messenger RNA. RefSeq lists its product as uncharacterized. Bases 1 to 459 code for a protein of 152 amino acids. NCBI's taxonomy places the organism in Eukaryota, Fungi, Ascomycota, Eurotiomycetes, Eurotiales, Aspergillaceae. The transcript is spliced from 2 exons. The record is from RefSeq and is a predicted model, not a curated record.
AUGUCGUUCACCAACAGCAACAACACCAGCCCCACGGAGCGGGAACACGCGACACGCUCCAGGUCCGAUGCCCAAGACCAAGAUUGGGUGGCCGAGCCCGAGGAUGGAGGCAGUGAUGAACCACUGCCUCCAGCUUACACACCCCCAGCAACUCGAGCACAGGAUGCUCUUGCUGCACAAGCCGGUCCUUCGGACCCCGAUUCCUGGGCUCCUGGUCCCCCGAAUCCUAACAUGAACCCCAUCCCAUGCAAGCCUUGCUUUAGGCGCAUGGAAACCCAGCCUGAUCACGUCUGCAUCGGGCGUCCUGGGUAUCGGGCAUGUGAGUUCUGCAACGUCAAACACAAGGGCUGCAGAGCGAUCCCAGGCAUGUUCCAUGCGCGCGUGCUAGCAGCACUUGCGCUAGAAGGCGAUGCUCGGACAGCGGCCAUCAUUGCCAUCAGACAGGACCCUCGCUUUUAG